AUGGAAUCUAUCAAUGGUAUGAAUUCAGCUGCGCAGAAGAAAUACGUAUCACAUCGGAGGACUGUGGACAUAACGUCGUCAUAUAACAGACUGUACUACUAUAGAAAACAUGGGCUGCUUGUUCCACCAAUACAGCCGGAAGUAUCCUACACCGUCAAUAUCAUGCCGCCAGACGUCUAUAAAGGUGCUACGCGUGUGGUUAACAUGCCUACGAAAUUCACGCAUUUGAGUUCGAAUAAAGUAAAGCACGUAAUCCCUACAAUUCGUUGGACACCGGAGGGGAGGAGAUUGAUAGUGGCUACGUAUAAUGGUGAGUUCUCACUUUGGAACGGUACUUCCUUCAACUUUGAGAGUUUGAUGCAAGCACAUGACUCGUCGAUCACCACAAUGCAAUACUCGCAUAUGGGCGACUGGCUUAUCAGUGGUGAUGCUGACGGUGGAAUCAAGAUAUGGCAGCCGAAUUUCAACAUGGUCAAGGAAUUGGAUGGAGCACACACUGAGUGCAUCAGAGAUGUUGCAUUCUCAGCAAACGAUUCAAAGUUUGUGAGCUGUUCGGAUGAUAAUAUCUUAAAGAUUUGGAAUUUCACGAACGGUCAGCAGGAACGUGUUUUGACUGGGCAUCAUUGGGACGUCAAGAGCUGUGACUGGCAUCCAACGAUGGGACUUAUUGCUUCUGCAUCCAAAGAUAAUUUAGUGAAGCUAUGGGAUCCAAGGACAGGGAACUGUGUUUCGACUAUCCUGAAGUUCAAACACACAGUACUGAAAACGAGAUUUCAGCCAGGUGGAGGGAACCUGCUACUGGGUAUAUCUAAGGAUAAGUCAUGUCGUGUUUUUGAUAUCAGACAAAAUAUGACAGAGCUCAUGGUUUUCAGGGACGAUGUGGAUUAUAUGACUCUUUUGUGGCAUCCUAUUAACCAUUCAACAUUUACUGUAGGAAACUAUGAUGGUUCGAUUAAGCAUUUCGAUGUAUUGCAAGAUAUAACGAAACCAGUUCACGUAAUACCGUUUGCGCACGACAAGUGUGUGACUUCGUUAUCAUACAAUCCUGCUGGUAAUAUUUUGGCAAGUGCCAGUAAGGAUAGGACAAUCAGGUUCUGGACGAGGGCAAGGCCCGUAGAUCCUAAUGCAUACGAUGAUCCAACAUACAACGAUCAUAAAAUCAACGGGUGGUACCUUGGUAUAAAUAACAAUAUCAACGCAGUGAGGGAGAAAACGGAGUUUGGUGCUGCUCCGCCUCUUCAAGAUAACGAAACAUCAGCAUUCGCCACUUCAUCUACUUAUCAGACCAACUCCAUUUCAAAUCCAUCUGGGCCACCCGUUUCUGCAGGGAGGAAAUCGACACUGCCCGGUUUGGGUUGA
Molecule: messenger RNA, 1359 nt
Organism: Huiozyma naganishii CBS 8797
Lineage: Eukaryota; Fungi; Ascomycota; Saccharomycetes; Saccharomycetales; Saccharomycetaceae
Gene: PFS2
Product: cleavage polyadenylation factor subunit PFS2
Exons: 1
Coding region: 1-1359 (452 amino acids)
Cellular component (GO): mRNA cleavage and polyadenylation specificity factor complex
Molecular function (GO): protein binding
Source: RefSeq, a predicted model, not a curated record